This is a messenger RNA of Menidia menidia (Atlantic silverside), 1479 nucleotides long. The record is from the annotation of a GenBank genome assembly. Lineage: Eukaryota; Metazoa; Chordata; Actinopteri; Atheriniformes; Atherinopsidae.
CUUGACACACCGGUUCUGACCGUCCACCAGACCAUCAGUGAUGUGCGAGGCUCUUACUAUCAGGAGAAGACAGUGUUUCUGCGCUGCACAGUCAACUCCAACCCUCCGGCGCGAUUCAUCUGGAAGCGGGGGAAUAUGCUCAUCGAACAGAGCAAGGAUAAUGGAGUGGACAUCUACGAGCCCCUUUACACUCAGGGUGAGACUAAGGUGCUGAAGUUGAAAAACCUAAGACCCAAGGACUUUGCUGACUACACCUGCCAGGUGUCUGUCCGGAAUGUGUGUAACAUUGAAGACAAGUCGGUCACCUUCAGGCUUACAAAUGCUACAGCUCCCCCAAUGAUCCGGCUGUCAGUCAAUGACACGGUUGUGGUAGACCCUGGGCAGGACGUGUCCCUGACCUCGAUGAGCAACCUGACCUUCCAAAUAACACCUGACUCCAACAAGGACAGUGAGACCAUCCAAAUGGGCCGCGACCUCAAAUUGUCAUGUCAUGUUGAUGCCACCCCGCAAGACAAAAUAAAUUACACCUGGUACAAAAAUGGUGCACCAGUUUUCAACUCGGAGAGCCUGAUUUUACUGCGCAGUGAUCCAGACAUGGCACCCGGCACCAGUAGCCUGGAGAUCGUGGACAUGAAGUUCAGAGACCUGGCCACCUACAGCUGUGUGGCCAACUUCCCGGGUAGCAGAGUGCCAGAGCUGCGUGUGGAUGUCAACAUCUCUCAGAACAGUGUCUCUCCUCCAGUGCUGUCAGUUCCACCAGGCAGUCAGGUCGUGAGCGUGCGUGAGGGCGGCAACACUGAGCUGGUGUGCUUGGUUGUUGAUGGUAAACCUCGUCCUCCGAUCCUGUGGUCACGGACAGAGAAGGACCUGCUGAUGCCUUCAGGGCAACCUACGAUGGAAACACCUGAUGGCCGCUUGAGGCUAAAGAACGUCACCCGUGACAUGAUGGGGGCGUAUCGGUGUCAGACAGCUCCGUACAAUGGUCUUAACAUCAAGCGCAGAGAAGCGCAAGUCCAGCUGAAUGUACAAUGUAAGAUCCAAAGUCUACGGUUAUUUGUGUCCACAGAUCCUCCCAUUGUGGACCCAGUCUUUCAGGAUGUGCGUUCAAGGAACUAUCAGAUCGUGACCCUGAGAUGUACGGUCCUGCGGUCAAACCCUCCUCCAUUAACAGACAUCCGCUGGCUACGUAAUGGUGAAUCUAUUCGAAUGACCGCGCAAGACCUGAAGAAGACUCCAGAGCUGAAGUUCAAACUGGAACCCACCAACAAUGGCUCGUAUGAGUGCCGAGUCAGCAAUAGCGUAGGAACCUCAACUUGCACAUUCAAUGUCUCUACAAAACCUUACAAUGCUGAGUUUUACUUUGAUACACCUAACCCUGUGCGUAUUCUGAAGGGAAACAACUACUCCUACAAUCUGCAGUGGACACAGAAAGAUCCAGAGGCUACAGACCGCAUCAUAGGCUACUGGCUGAAUGUCCGA